CUUCUUAGGUUUUCCUGGGACGUCGUUCUUCUCACAAGUCAGCAAUGAGUUUCAUUCCAAAUCUAAUACAAAUGUAACCUUGUUCUCUGCGAACGAAUUGACCCGUCAUAUUUCCCUCUUGAGUGCCAUAUUGAGAAUUAUGGACAGCAAUGCAGACAUUAUUACACGUUCUGAUCUCCUGUACCUCAUCGAAACCAUCGAGAAGGCCGCUCAACUCAAAAAAAUAGCUGUCCCCACUGAAGUCUUCAUAUUCAUGGUCCGCAAUUGCUUGGAACUAGUUAGCAGACUCAUCGACCCUGAUAUGGCUGAACAAUGGGAGAAUUUGAGAGAUCACGAGAAUUACCUCGGACCAUUGACAAUGGUAGAGAACAUUGACAAGCUGCUGUGGACAUUGGCGGAUGAGCUUUGGGCAGAGCGCAAAAGCUUCACAGUGUCAACAAAGAACAUGGAUAUUCAUCUGGAGCCGCGAGGGCUGGCGCAGAUGAGCUGCGGUCAUGUGUUCAAGCCCUCGAUUCACGGCGGUCAGUUCAGCGGCCAUGAUGAGAUCCUCAUAUCAGAGUCAGAAAUGCAGAGAGUCUUCUCAUUGGGCCACAAGGAUGUCAUGCUUAUUUAUACCUACUACAGUAACCUGGUAGAGAAGUCGUUCAGAGUGGACGUCAAAACACCCGCUGACCAACAGACCAAUGGCAAGAGGGAUCAUACUGGUCAGCUGGACACGGCAGUAAUCUCAGCGACAGUGCGAGAUGUGCAGAAGGCAGAAAAUGUUCCUGUGUCCGUCCAAUACUCUCUAUCUUCUGGAAUUACGGCAGAAUACCCCAAGCAAGUGACGCCCGUCUGUGUUUUUUGGAAUAUCGAAUUCAUGGUGGGACGUACAAGUGCUUGGUCCAAUAAAGGGUGCAGAGUGUUGCCUUCUCCUCCUGAUGUCACAUCCUGCUUUUGCAACCACACCACCAAUUUUGCUGUCCUUAUGAAUUAUAUGGAGCCAGGGUGGAGUGCCAAAGAGGAGAGCAUUUUGACGAAGCUGACAUUUAUCGGAUCCGGAGCCUCUCUCUGCGCACUGGUGGUGACCUUGAUGCUGUUUACCGUGUUAGACAUCCCGAAAUCUGACCGCACAUCAGUCCACAAGAAUCUUUUUGUGUCUCUGACUUGUGCUCAAAUUGUCCUUCUCUGCAGUGGUUCCGCGGUUCACAAUAAGGUGGCCUGCACGCUUGUGGCGGCUCUGAUGCAUUUGUUCUUCUUGGCAGCGUUCAGCUGGAUGCUGGUUGAGGGCCUGCUGCUCUGGAGCAAAGUAGUGAGCGUUAAUUUGAGCGAGGACCGCCACAUGAAAUACUACUACCUGAUUGGCUGGGGUCUGCCCGUGCUGAUCGUUACCAUCACGCUGGCCUCUGCCUCUGGGAACUAUUCAGCCGAUGGCCACUGCUGGCUCAGUGUUCAGAACGGAGUCAUAUGGGGCUUUGCCGGCCCAGUCAUCUUCAUUGUUAUGGUGAAUAUCAUGAUUCUGACCCGUGUGGUCCUGAUCACCAUCGCCACAGCCAAGAGAAGAUCACUGAUGAUGAACAACAGCCCGGAAGAGCAAGUCUCUGAGCAGAUAAGGGCGGCAGUGAAAUCCAUACUGGUUCUGUUGCCGAUCCUGGGCCUGACCUGGCUCUGUGGAGUCCUGGUGCCGUUCUCCGUGGUUAUCGCGUACAUCUUCAGCCUCCUGAACUCACUGCAGGGUCUCUUCAUCUUCCUGAUAUAUGGAGUGUACAACACUGAGGUUCGAAACACAGUCAACAGAAUCAAAGAAAGAAGAAAAGCCUUAAAUUUCUCCAACUGCGCCAGUUCCAGGCCCUCCAGUUCGGUGGGCAGUUCUCGGCCGGGCAGCUCUCCAUUGCCAGUUGUCUUUGACGGGCAGACGGUCACAACCAGCGUCUCCAGCAGUUCCUCGACCCACAGUGACAACAUCACCCAGAGUUACGACAAAACCAGACAUCUGUCCCUCCUCUGUGUCCAUGACAACCUGAAUGAAGACCUGCGAUGUCCUGACACUAGUGUCCACCUCGCUGGACAGGAGAACGUGAAGAAACCUAAAAACAGUCUUCCAAACGAAUGCAGUCUGAACGUACCCAUGGAGGCCGAAGGAAUGUCACCUCCUCAGCAGAACGCCCACAUGUGUCUUUAUUGAAACUUCUCUACAUCUUGUGUUUUGGUAAAGUGCAGAUAGUCUGUAAAUGUUUCAACAUAUCGUGUACAUGCUUUGAAGCAUAUCUAAAUAUGUUCAUUUGUGAAAAACUAACUUAAUGCUAUUUUGUACAGGUUUCAUCUUGAAUAAGCUGAAACGAUUCUAUUUCUAUUUAGUUAUGUCUGCACACUAUAUGUGAAUGAGAGUGUAGCAGGAUCAGGUACGUGUUGCUUUCUUGAAUCUGAUUAGAAAUCUGAACAUUCACGGUAUCAAGUGUGAAUCUGUUCAUCUUUGUAUCAGGAAGAAACUAUUGUUCACUGAUCAUGGAUUAUUGCCAGAAUAUGAAAUAAAAUCACGACUGUUGGCAUAAUAGUCAUUUAUUAAAAUAUG
This is a messenger RNA of Pimephales promelas (fathead minnow), 2551 nucleotides long. Its product is annotated as adhesion G protein-coupled receptor D2. NCBI's taxonomy places the organism in Eukaryota, Metazoa, Chordata, Actinopteri, Cypriniformes, Leuciscidae. Gene Ontology annotation, cellular component: plasma membrane. The record is from RefSeq and is a predicted model, not a curated record. Gene Ontology annotation, biological process: cell surface receptor signaling pathway; adenylate cyclase-activating G protein-coupled receptor signaling pathway. Gene Ontology annotation, molecular function: G protein-coupled receptor activity.